This is a messenger RNA of Patiria miniata (bat star), 3462 nucleotides long. Its product is annotated as E3 ubiquitin-protein ligase DTX4-like. Gene Ontology annotation, biological process: protein ubiquitination; Notch signaling pathway. Gene Ontology annotation, cellular component: nucleoplasm. The record is from RefSeq and is a predicted model, not a curated record. The transcript is spliced from 9 exons. The coding region runs from base 44 to 1951 and encodes 635 amino acids. Lineage: Eukaryota; Metazoa; Echinodermata; Asteroidea; Valvatida; Asterinidae. Gene Ontology annotation, molecular function: zinc ion binding; ubiquitin protein ligase activity.
GCACCAGACUUCGAUCUAACGAUCACGAACUAGUGCAGUGAAAAUGGCGGAGGAAGGCGACGUAGUGGUGUGGGAAUGGUUCACGGAUCACGGGCGAUGGAGGCCUUAUCAACCCAAUAUUGUCCGAGGAAUCGAGGAGAACUACGGCCGGACCUUGGUGCUUCGCCUGGGUGACAUCGAUCCAUCAAUGACCAUGUACGAGAUAGAUUUUAACACCCGUCAACAGAUGAGACUUGUCACAGGAACUGUAAGGUCAAUAAGAAGACGAACGUUCCCCUCUACCUCAGCACCUGGUCAAGGCAUCGAUUGGCAAUGGCAGGAUGACUAUAACUGGUGUCCAUACGAUGUUGACAUCUCGUGCAUCAUAGAGGAAGCAUACCAGCAUCCAUUUGGCAGCAUUGACUUAUCCAAAACGGUGACGUGUUUGCCGUAUGAGCUGGACCUGGUGGCAAUGACACAACAGCGCUCAGGGUCCGGCUUUGUCCGUAAUAUACGAAGGGUGUGUUUACCGGCGCCGGGCUACCCGCGGAUCGCGCCGGCUCAGUGUAGCCCUAGCGAAAGCAUGGAGUCUAUGGAGGCGGAUUCGCAAGACUGUGGGUCACCGACUCUGACAAGGCCAAGCACUUUACAGACCCCAUCCCAGCAGCAGUCAACGCAAGCUGCGGGGACCGCUCCUGAUGAUUCAAACUCUUCCCAAGGUUCGGAUUGCUCCACGUCUGCUUCUUCGUCGCUGGGACGAGCCGCUAAGAAACACGCCGGGAAGCGUGCAGCUUCGCGGAAAUCGGUGGCCGCAACUAGCGGGGUACGAGCCACGGUAGCAUGGACCUCACCUCCGGAUCCAAACGCAGGGACUAGCUCAGGCAGUGGGGGUAUCGGAACCAGAUCUUCAUUACCGAGGUCUGUUAGCGUACCCACAACCAUCGCUGGGGUGAGUGGUGGGGCUAGCGAGAGGCCGAGUUUGUCCAGUGGGGGUGUCAUGAGUUCUAGCUCUACGACGUCAUGUUUAGCUGCGGCUGCUGCAGCUAGCAGAAUGACAAGGUCUCAGUCGACGCCCAACUCCAUCGUAGCCAGACCAGCUCACGCUGCUGGAGCUAAACUCAGUCCUGUAAUGACAGCCAUCACCGGCCUGUUGCUCUCCACUGCAGUGCCUGUCAAGCUCCACUCGACGCCCAUUCCGAUCUUCACUCCCCCGCCCAUCUCAAGGGGGAGUAUCCGACCCGUGGAAGGCAUCAAGCCCAGCAAGAAGAAGCAGAAGACGUCGCUCAUCAGAGUGGAUUCUCCCGAUGAUGUGAUGAAGAAAUACGUCACCAAAGUCAAGAAGAUUCCGGACGAGGAAUGCCCAAUCUGUUAUGAGAAACUGGCCGAUGGAUCUCACUACACGGAGGACACAGAUGACAUCGUGUUGAAGCUGAGUAAAUGUGGACAUCUCUUCCAUAGAGGCUGUCUGCACGCUAUGUACAGCUGUGGCCCAAAAGAUGGAAGUAUACAGUGUCCAACGUGUAAGACCAUCUAUGGGGUCAAACAUGGCAACCAACCACCAGGUCGGAUGGAUUAUCAUAUCAUCCCUCCAUCGCUUCAAGGCUUCCCAGAAUGCAGUACUAUACGAAUCAUCUAUGACAUACCACCCGGAACUCAGGGAGCUGAGCAUCCGAACCCAGGCAAGCGGUACUCGGCCCGUGGGUUCCCUAGGCACUGCUACCUCCCAGAUAACGAGAUCGGGAGAAAGAUCUUAAAACUCCUGAUCAUAGCCUGGGAACGUCGUCUCCUCUUCACCAUCGGUACGUCGGCCACCACCAGCGAAUCCAGCACAGUGGUCUGGAACGAGAUCCAUCACAAGACAGAGUUUGGUUCCAACGUGACGGGUCACGGCUUCCCAGAUCCUAACUACUUUGACAACGUUCUAUCAGAGCUGGCUUCUCAAGGAGUGACUGAGGAUUGCCUGAAGGACUGACCUACCCCCUGGUAUAUGCCCUGCGCACACACGCUUGAGGGCAGCAUUUAUCACUCACCAUCAAGUUUAAGGUUUUUCUGGUCUUCAGAGUAAAGAUUGUUGAUCACCCUUCUGGGGCAAGCUAGAAGUCAUUUUUUUGGCAAAGCCUCUACUGUCCUUGUCAUUUUUGUCAAAAAUAUAACAACAAAAAAUAUAACAUACAUUGAAAAGCCCAAAUGGAAUUUCACCUUGGUAGUUAAUGUAUUUGAAAUGUUUUGCCGGAGAGUAAGAACUUUUAGUGUCAACUCACAAGCUAUGUCACAAGACCUUGCAUGGUGAAGUGUUCUUUAAGUUAUUUUUUUUUCAAAGCUGAAAUCAAUUCCUCACAAGUCAAUUGCAAGUCCUCCAGUCUCAAGUGACAACUGUGUAAUUUAUGACCACAGUUAUGGUCUGACUUGUAAUUGACUUUGUUUAACUCUAGGUUUUGUGGUUAAGAACGGAGGAAUCAUGUUGAGAAACAUGGACUUUUACAAUCAUGUGAAGAACAUUCAUCUAUACUUUGCAAUCAUGAACUUCAGCUAGAGGUGGCAUUUAACUGGUUCACACACAUAACUCCAUCAAUCAUUGCAUUGUGAAUAGGUGGAUACCGGGUAAAUAUCACCCUUGAGCAGACACUUUUUACUUUCUCGCCACAAGAGGGCCAAGACAUGCAUGAAGGGAGUAACUCAAGGUGUUUUCAAAACCUUGGCUCGACUUAAGGUUCUGGCUCAAUGUGGAUUCAUGUUCUGCUCUCAUGAUGUAAGGUUAAGCCGGAUAUGAAGCUAAAUCUGAAAAAUGAAGUCGUUUUUUCUAAUACACCUCAGUGAAAGCACCUCUAGUAUAAAGUACAAAAAUAAGAAAAAAAUCACUUCCAUUAAUAUUUGGUAAAAACGAUUUAAUCAGCAAUAAUUUGCUCCAUCAAAGCUUCAUUUUUGAAUUGUAAAAAAAUGGAAACCUUGUUGGAACUCUAUUCACUUUUUAUUCUGUUUAAUUUGUUUUUGGUUAUAAAGAGAUGAACAUUUGAUCAUUUAGAGUCAGUGUGCAUAUGGCACUGCUCAUAAAGCUUCGUACAAGGUUUACUUUUCCCAAGCAACCCUGCACGCUAUAUAAACCAUGGCAUUUGUUUAAGAGCAAAGUCAGCUUUUAUGAUCAUUAAGCAUUUUGAAGUAUGCAUAUUUAUGUGAGGCACUUUAAGCUUUUACAUAUAUCAUAUUAUGCCUUGCUGCUAAGAAUUUUUUUCUUUUAGAACAAGUGGCAAUUUUUGUUGUAAAUUUGUAGAUAAGAAUGUACAUAUUGUUAAGCACGUAACCCAUACAGUAGUUCAUUGAUUGUUGGGAGAGUGAGAUAUUCAAAUUCGGCUCAUCAUCCAAAAAUGGCUCGAUCAUAAAACAUUCAGAUAUGAUACCUGUUACUUUCUUUUAGUUUACGAAGUGUCUGAUAUUUAAAAGGAUUUAAAGAAAAGAUUUUUCAAUUACGUAUUUGAGGAACAGAGA